AUGCUGGAGGGUCCGCUCUUCUGCGAGGGGCGCGACAGCCCCCGGGAGCUCCGGCGUGCAAAGUCUGGCAGCUGCCUCUGGCUGCAGAGGUCCAAGCUGUUGGUGAUGGAAGUGAAGACCAUUUCCUGUCAUUAUAGUCGCCAAGUCCCCUCUCGACAGCCCAUGGACCUCCAGGCCAGCCACUGGGCCCGCGGGCCCCGCAGUCGCACGUGUAGGCCGCGCCCGGGAUCCCCCGAGCCUCCGCCCCGCCGGCCCUGGGCUUCCAGGGUGCUGCAGGAAGCCACCAACUGGCGGGCGGGGCCCCCGGCCGAGGUCCGAGCGCGGGAGCAAGAGAAAAGGAAAGCGGCGUCGCAAGAGCGGGAGGCCAAGGAGACGGAGCGAAAGAGGCGCAAGGCUGGCGGGGCCCGACGGAGCCCCCCGGGCCAACCCCGCCCCGAGCCCCGGAACGCCCCUCGGGCCGUCCAGUCUGCAGGCCUCCCGGGUCCCUCAAGGCGGGAGCGCCUGGGGUCGGCGGGCAGAGCGGCCCGCCCGUCUGCUCCACCGCACAGCGAACCAGGGGCGGCGUGGGCGGGGCCCUGGGGGGGUCGGCGGCCAGGACCCCCUAGCUAUGAGGCUCACCUGCUAUUGAGAGGCGCCGCCGCGACGGCCCCACGACGCCGCUGGGACCGGCCGCCGCCCUACGUGGCUCCACCUUCCUAUGAGGGUCCCCAUAGGACCUUAGGGACGAAGCGAAGCCCGGAGCGCUCCCAGGCGCCGGCCGCGUCCGCCCCAGCUCCGACCCCGGCCAGGACAGAGGGAGGGAGCGCCAGGAAGAGGCUGGAUCCUCGGAUCUACCGGGACGUCCUCGGGGCCUGGGGUCUCCGGCAGGGCCGGGGUCUGCUCGGGGGAUCUCCAGGCUGCGGAGCUGUCCGAGCAAGCCCGGCGUCUGGCAAAGGCGCCGCAGAGAGAGGGGCCGUCCUGCCUGCCGCCGGCCUGCUCGGCCGGAGCGACCGCCGCUUCCAAGCCACCGCUGUGGCUGGGAGCCCGGGCAGCGGGACAGCUCCUGCGAGGCCUGCAGCAGCGACCCCCAGCCCCCCGCGCCCCGCUCCCAGGUCCAGGCACCAGCUCGAGGGCUCGAGGGAAGGGAAAGAAGGAAGAAGAGAACAGGUGUGGCUCCCCCGGUGUUGGAUGCUCUCCCCUAAAAAGCAGCCGUCCCGGCAGAGCCAGACCCUCCCCCGACCCUGGGCUCCCGGAGGCACCGGCUGGAGGGAGUCCCCGGGUCACGGGGACGGGCCAGGCCCCGCGGCCCGCCGAGCCCACACUCUGCCCCGCUGUUCCCGGCGCCCCGCUGGUGGAGAAGGCGUGUUUGUCAUCGAUGCCACGUGCGUGGUGAUAAGGUCCCAGUACGUUCCGACCCCUCGAGCGCAGCAGGUGCAGCUUCUGCCCUCUGAGGUGGUGCGUGUUGUAGGGGAUGCUCCCAGCCCCCCCGAGCCCGGUCCGCAGCAGGGCGAGGGGGCUGCGGGCUCGCCCUUCCGUGGCCCGAGGCCUCAGCUGGUGAGCCUUUCACACCGGUCGGGCGAGGGGAGUGAGGGUGAGGGUGAGGCCGAGGGCGGGAAACCGGGCGACUCUUCCUCCCUGGAGGAGCGCGCCUCCCGAAUCUUAGGGCUCCCUGUCGGUGAAGUGAACCUGCGGGGUGCCCCCGCGCAGCCAGGCCGCCCAGAGCAUCCCGCCUUAGGCCCCGCGGCUCCGGCAGGGGCGGGCUGCGCGCGGGGCUCGGGCGGGGCGGCGGGGCCGCGGCGAGCGGGCGGGGGCUGGGCGCGGGCCCCCGGGCCCUACGCGGGGGCCCUGCGGGAAGCCGUGUCCCGCAUCCGCCGCCACACCGCCCCGGACUCGGACUCGGAUGAAGCUGAGGAGCUCAGCGCCCACAGCGGCUCCUUUGAUGGAAGCGACUCGGAAGCCCCGCGCGCCUCCUGGCGGAACGAGAUGACCCAGCCUGCGACUGGGAACCCUGGACCCCAGGAAGGUGGGAAGAGAACCGAGAUGAGCGACAGCUUCCGGGAGCUUCUGGGUGCCGUCAGCCUAACCGAGGAGGCCCUCUUCGGGGCGAGGGACCCCGCCGAGACCCCACAGGCAGAUAGGGAGUAG
Molecule: messenger RNA, 2124 nt
Organism: Lepus europaeus (European hare)
Lineage: Eukaryota; Metazoa; Chordata; Mammalia; Lagomorpha; Leporidae
Gene: DDN
Product: dendrin
Exons: 2
Coding region: 1-2124 (707 amino acids)
Source: RefSeq, a predicted model, not a curated record